AUUAGAGUCUAGAGUUAGAUCUAGAAUGCCUAUAUAGAUCUAUCUAGCCAAUCUAGUCUACACUACAUCGUGUCUAGAUUUCGACUAGAUGAAACAUCAUGGCUUAAUAUCAUUAAUAUAAUACAUUAACUUUGAAUUUCUCGCGAUAUCUAGAUCUAGAAAUGUCAUCGAUUGGCUAAGUUCUCAUCAUAAAGACAGCACACCAAACCUAAAUGAGUCGAAAAGGAACAAACUCUUUCCUAGCUAAAGUGAAACAAGACGUCCCUCCCGCAACUUUACAGCGAGGGCCACCACCACUAGAUAUAGAGACCAAAGAGCAUUUCCUAACUAUCAUUGAUAAUCUAGAAAGACGGUUAAAUAAAUACCAGAAGCGCUGUGAUGAACUGGAAGUUGCUAAUGGCCAGUUUCAAGAGAAGUUUGACCAGUUGUCCUCGGACAAAAAGGAGAUUAUUUCCUUUUGGAAGAAACAAGUGGAACAGAAAGCGGAUGAAAUAGUCGACUUAAAUGACCGUUAUAUUGGUCUCCAGCAAGCAAGAGAUAAUGAGCGAGAAGCCUUUAAAAAGCAGAUUCAAGAACAGCGCUCGGAGUAUCAGGAAAUGAAAGACCAGCUGACUGCUGAGAACAUGAUGUUAGGCGGGAAACUAGCCUCAUUAGAAGAGUUUAAAGUUCAAAAAGAAGAACUGAUGGCUAAGUUUGCUUUAAUGGAAGCUGAGCUGGCAAGGAAGGAAGAAGAAAAUAAAGAGAACCUGUACAACUUGGAAAAGAAAGCUGUGAUUGACAAAGACAGAUUGAAGAAGGAAAUGAUUUUGAGAGUGAACCAGGUGGCAGCGGAGUUUCGUAAAGUCAGCAACAAGCAGAUGGCAGAGACCACCAAGAGAACCAUUAGAGAAAAUGUAUCCAUUACAGCUCAGCUGGCCAAAAUGUCCGACAAGACCAUUGAGAUGAUACAGGAGAAUGACGAGCUUCACGACAAGGUCAAGAAGUUGAAGCAGCAGGUGGAGAUGCUGGAGUUUAAUGAGAGAGAAAUGGGAAAGAAAAAUCAAAGCAAUUUAAAGGUCAUCAAACUUAUGACUGAUAAAUGCCAGAGUCAAGAAGCUGUCAUUGCUGAGUAUGAAAAGAGAGAAAAUGAACUCAUGCAACUGGACUCUGAAAUAGACAUCUUGAAACAACAGAAUGAUUCAUUGAGGUAUGAGAUGGGAAUGAUGUCACAGAAUAAUGCGCUGCUGGAAGAUACUCUUGAGAAGGUCAGGUCUGAUGUGCACACAGAAGUGAGUCUAAGAAACAAAAUUCAACAAGUGCUUGCGGAAGCUGCUGACGCAAUCAAAGAGGUUUUAAUUGAAAAAGAAGAUAACAAAGAUCGGCUGAUUAAAUGUGUCAAUAGCACUCAGACUGACAUGGUGGAUGAUGUCGAUGAAAGUGAAGAGACGAAUACCAGUGACAACAUCGGCACUGAUGUCGUGUAUGGCAGGGAGCACAUGCUUGAAAAACUGCUGGUUCUGAUGGACAGUGCUGCCAACUUGGGCAUUGGUCCAAACCCAGAUGAGUUGGGCAAAAGACAGUUAUCAUCUGUUGGUACCUUGAGCAAUAGCCCAAGUACCAAGAAAGGUAUUAUCAAAAAUGAAUUUCCUUCGAUGAAAGGCAUCUUGCCUCAUUAUAGUCUUGGUGAUCUGGGACUUGUUCCACGUCCUUCUCAACAUGUUCCAACAAGUUUAGAAAAAACCAAACUGAGCGCGAAGACUACCAAACUUGGUGCUCUCCAUGGUGUGUUGUCCCGAUCAGUCUCCACGCAGACAAUGAAUGCGGCCAAUUCUGUUCUGUAUGCCAACCAGAUUCUAUCCAAGUUCCCAGAACAUGAGAUUCUGAGAUCUAGCCACAAGCCUUUUGGUAUGGCCCCACCUCCAAUACCUAAAAAAAUAACGAGUCACUAAUUCAAUUUUCUCUGUUUAACUCUAAAUCUGCGAGAGAUGUGAUCAAAAAUUGUAACUGCAUUGUUGAUGUGUGUGUUGAAUUGAUUUCACUAAGAUGUAAUAUUUUCUGUGAAGGUAACAGAUAUGGACAUCUGUUGCAAAUAUCAAAGCUGUAUACUGUGUCACUCAUGUAGUUGAUGUAAAAUAUAUUAUGUAAGUACGUUACUUUUUUUUAUGGAUAUUAAUUCAAAAACCUCAUACUAAAUGGGUACAUACAAAAUACAUAAUUCAAAUUAUUGACGACUGGCUUAAAAUAUAGUUUAAACACUAGAGCUCCUAGUCCAAGAAUUGGAAUUAUUUUUGUAGCACAUCAUGAUUAUUGCCCAGUGCCAUCGACUAGUUGUAAAUAUGUGAUGUAGAAAUAAUGUAGUUAUAGACCUUUGUUCACAUUUUAGAAUUGGUCACUGCAAUUUUCUUGUUACUAAUAAAAUGCAAGAUUAAUUCUUAGUGAAUAAAAUAUAAAAAAAGGAAAUAAAGGAUGUAAAGGGAAAGAAUUAUAUUUCUCUAUAAGGUCAUCAUACUCUUUCUGUAAAUAAGUUACACAUUUGGGGUCAUUUUUUUAAGGGUUGUGAUUUUGCAAACAUAACAUAGAUACGAGAUAUUCUCCCUUAAUACCUGGAAUUUUGGGGGAAAAACCCACAAAAGUUGGGAAUAAGAGUCUGAAUUCAGUGAAGCAGAUUUAUGAUUAGUUUGUCACAACUUUAAAUUCUUUCUUUCUUUUGCUCACUACUUUAUAUUUCAUUUGAAUUGGAGUCUAAACAAGCUGGCCUAUUUUUUUUCUUAUUUUGAGUUAAUCCUCUUUUCAAAAACUUAUAAAUAGUUGAAUGAAAACAUGGUCCUCUGUACGCCGAUUUAUGCCUUAAGCUUUCAAUGCUAAUAAUAGAUUACUUUGAUUAGUUGGUGUGUUGUCUCCUUAGCCAUUUUAUGCUAACAUCGACUUAAUUAAGGUACAUCAUUAACUCUUUCUCUCCUAACUGAUGAUACCAACGUUGAUUUCAUCAGAAUGCGGUAAAUAAUUACGGAGAGAAAGAGUUAAUAAAGAAGGUGAUAAGACAUUUCAUCUGCUGAUAACUGCAGUCCAACAUCCAGGUAACUGAAAAAUAAUUAUUGUUCAAUACUGACCAGCAUGUUCACCAGGGAAAAUCUAUUGUAAUGAUUAUAUUUAUGAAAUAUCUGUGUUCUAAGAUCUCACUAGAUGAUAUACACUAAUGUUUCAGUUACUUUGUUAAUAAAUGAUUGGCAGAAUUCUUUGAGUAAA
This is a messenger RNA of Biomphalaria glabrata, 3225 nucleotides long. RefSeq names its product cilia- and flagella-associated protein 157-like. Gene Ontology annotation, cellular component: cilium; ciliary basal body. The record is from RefSeq and is a predicted model, not a curated record. The transcript has 11 exons. Lineage: Eukaryota; Metazoa; Mollusca; Gastropoda; Planorbidae. Gene Ontology annotation, molecular function: microtubule binding. Bases 213 to 1928 code for a protein of 571 amino acids.